Messenger RNA from Phycomyces blakesleeanus NRRL 1555(-), 1233 nucleotides. RefSeq lists its product as hypothetical. NCBI's taxonomy places the organism in Eukaryota, Fungi, Mucoromycota, Mucoromycetes, Mucorales, Phycomycetaceae. The record is from RefSeq and is a predicted model, not a curated record. Bases 1 to 1233 code for a protein of 410 amino acids. Gene Ontology annotation, cellular component: plasma membrane. The transcript is spliced from 4 exons. Gene Ontology annotation, biological process: positive regulation of GTPase activity; Ras protein signal transduction. Gene Ontology annotation, molecular function: guanyl-nucleotide exchange factor activity.
AUGGUUCUCUUGAAUUUGGACGGCACUGUCAAAGGCGGGACCCUUGUUGCGCUUGUAGAGCGCCUGACUAUGCACAAUGCUCUUGACACGAGCUACAUCGCCACAUUUCUGUUGACUUACAAGUCAUUUUGUAAAACAGAAGAGUUUGUAGAAUGUCUUGAGAACCGCUACAAUAUGCAUCCUCCAGAAGGACUUACUCCAGACGAAUUAGAGAACUGGACAGAGCGUAAACAGAAAUUGGUUCGACUUCGCGUGUUUAACGUAAUCAAGAAUUGGUUAGAGAACUAUUACAACCGGGAAGACGAAAUGAUCCUUGACAGACUCGAAUUCUUUACUACUACAGUCAUUCGUGACACCUCAAGUUUUGCUGCUGACCAACUGGAAAGACUGAUUCGGAAACGAAGAGAUACCGAUGCCUAUGAAGAUGUGCGGACGAUGGUUCCUAAUGAAAAGUCUCGGCCAAUACCAAUAAUUCCUAAAAACUCUGCUUGUCUUCGUCUGCUAGACGCAGAUCCUCUUGAGAUGGCACGACAAUUGAGUCUAAUGGACUUUAAGCUCUACAGCACAAUUCGGCCUAUUGAGUGCCUAAGUAAGGCGUGGUCUAUAGAUGAUUCAGAAGGAAAUAUUGCUGUGAAUGUUAAGCAGUCAAUCGAUUAUUGCAAUCGAUUGACUUGCUGGGUUACAGAUAGUAUUUUAUCACACGACGAAGCCAAAAAGAGAGCUGUGUUCAUUAAGCAUUGGACACAAGUUGCUGAUAGAUGCCGAGGUAUGAACAAUUACAACACUUGUAUGGCCAUUCUCUCUGCGUUUGACAACAGUGCUAUUGGUAGACUUCGAAAGACUUGGGAUUUGGUAGGCAGUCGCACCAACCAAAUGUUAGGACACAUCCGGAAACUGAUGGGUGCAAAUCGUAAUUUUACCGAAUACCGCGAAAUGAUCCACUCUAUCAACCCACCGUGUAUUCCGUUUCUGGGAAUCUACCUCCAAGAUCUCACGUUUAUUGAAGAUGGCAAUCCUGACUUCCUAAAGGCAUCGAAUACUCUCAUAAAUUUUGCCAAGCGUCAAAAGACAGCCGAUGUGAUCCGAGAAAUCAAACAAUUCCAGUCACCGCCUUAUCCUUUGCAAGCCUUACCAAGGCUUCAGGCAUUCAUUCGACAAAACCUAAAUACUGACUGGGAUGUGGAUCAGUUGUACAAAAAGAGCCUUAUGCUCGAACCAAGAGAGACUUCUUGA